AGCGGAGGUGGGUGUGGUUUCAACUGGGGAUCAGCUGACCCUGGGGUUUGGCUGCCGCCACAACGCGGAGCGCUGGGCAAGAUCCACUGCAAAGAGAUGGACGUGUUCCCCAGGAGAUUCCCUCAGAGUAAGUCAGGAGGAUGUGCCCUGCCUCUGAACUUUCCCUCCGAGAAUUGGAGUCAGAGGGAAAUGUUUGAGCCCGACCCUCGAUGCAGAGCCAGAACUGAAAAUGGUAGCACAGGGCGUGGGAGGGAAACGGAGCAGGAGUCCGCCCGAACAGUGCGCACCGCUGCGAGUGAGAUGAAGGACCGUAUAACCAAAGAUCCAGUGAAGACCAGAGGAAAUGAUGGUCGUUGGAGUCGGGGUGCGGUGCACCCAGUCCGCUGUGACAGGCAGGGCUCUGCUCCCAGAGAGAAAUCCAAACGACCUCCACACCAUGUCCAAGAAAGCGCUGAUGCUGACUUGGAUCCAGACGAGACGGCUGAAGAUUUGGUGUCGGUUUCACCCUUUCCACAGUUGGAAAGAACAGAAGCCAGUGGGAGGACCGGGUCGCAGACGGUGGGAGUGAUGCCUGGUGAGGAGAGUGAUGCUGCACCCAUCCCUGUCCGCAUUACCCCGAGGGCUCACGAAGUAUGGCAAACACUGGGGAGCUUUACUGUAGUGCAGACGGACGCUGCGCUGAAGCUGCCCACUGUGAUGACCCUACCAAUUGAGUCGAGCGAUCCAGAACCACGGGAAAAGAGGAAGAAAACAGCCACAGCAAGUCAUCGCCUCUCAAACAUUCGGGGGGCUGACUCCAUGCUGGACAAGGCGAAGACUCGAGGAGACGCAGGUGAAAAUGGGAAAAAACACGAGCCUGGAGACAAGAGGCCGGUGAAUCGCUUUCCCGCUAAAGGCGAGGAGAUCGGUAAGAAAAGGGAAUCUCGUAAGAGCAGUGGGAACAUCAGAGACGGCGGACACCGCUCGAAUAGAUCCAGCAGUUCUGGCUCAGUGGCUGGCAGCACUGGUCGGGAACAUGAACCCAGAGGAGACAGCACUGGUCGGGAACGUGAACCCAGAGGAGUCAGCACUGGUCGGGAACGUGAACCCAGAGGAGUCAGCACUGGUCGGGAACGUGAACCCAGAGGAGACAGCACUGGUCGGAAACGUGAACCCAGAGGAGACAGCACUGGUCGGGAACGUGAACCCAGAGGAGACAGCACCGGUCGGACUGGGAAGGACGAUCUUGCAAGAGAGCUCUCCAGAUCCAGUGCCCUUUCCGAGAGAGAAAGGCAAAGGAGGCAGAGACACAGGGAAAAGCGUUCGGCUGCGAUCCUCGCCAAGAGGGACAAGCUGAUGAAGAUCUACAAAAUGGACUGUGAGGCCUUUGCCACUGUGGCGAAACAAUUGAUUGCGCAAGAUGCGAGCCUGGAGGAACGUGUGGCGUCGGCCGUCAAGAAGAGUUUGCAACUGAUUGGUGAGCGUUGCCUUGCUGAGCUGAAGGAGACCAUUGCAAAGUGGGAUGCUGCCAAUGUGCUGAAGAAACGGAGAUGAAUUUUAUCCCUAAGUUUACGACCCAGGAGAUGGCUCAUUUUACAUGCCAUUUCCUGAAUCCUUUUUCUGAUUUUCCCUGCCAAUAUUUCUUCCUUUUCGUUCAGCCCGCCAUUGUAAUCGUCGUCCAUAUCUACUGCAGAUGUUGGUAGUCUAUUCCGCCUACUCCCAAUGGAAUCCGGAACCUACUAAUAGCUGUGGACGACAGCAGUGGCAUUGGUUUCUUCUUUCCCAGAGGAGAUGUGUAAGAGUCGUCUGCCACCACGCAUCCUAUCUUGUGUGAUCGGCAACUCCGCAUCAACCAGGCGUCUGACUUGGGGGAACUGCGGGCCCAUAUGGUUCAUCUGUUCGCCAGGUGUUCCCUGUGGAAUGGCUUGUGGACUUUGACUACAAGCUAAAUCCGGAAGUUUGUUUCUGUGCUGGUGGGCGAUCUAUACAGACAGGAGUUGGACAAACAAGUGCCGAAAAUACACAGCGGGCCAAGCAGCCUCUGAGUGGAAGGAAAUGGCUAUCAUUUCAGGCCAACAGCCCCGGAACAGAACUGGUCAUUAAGAGGUAAUUUGCAGGGAAUGAAGGGGUGGAAGGGGAGGAGAGGACAGAGAGAUUUGAUAGGUUAGGAUGGGGAGGAGAGAUGAAAUAACCUGGAGAUGGAGGUGAAAAGUUUAGCUCUCCUCUCCCUCUUUUCCUUUUUCAUCCCUAAACUGAGAAUAUUUCUAAUCUUUUGUGGUUCUGAUGGAAGAUCGUUGACCUGAGACAUGAACUGCUUCUCUCUCCACAAACGCUGCCUGACCUGCUGGGUAAUUUUACCGUUUUCUGUUUUACGUGCUCUAGUUUGGAAUUAUAAUUGGAGAUAACUGUGUAUUUCAUUCAGGUAGCAUUGGAUCAGCUGCUGGUUAUAUUGAAACCCCCGGUCUCUUCCCGCACCUCCCCCCACCCCCCACGGAUUUCUUCUGCCAACAUUUGAAGAUAUUUCUUUUAGUGAGUUGUGCCUUUUUAAGGAAAGCAAAGAAGUGAACAUUUAUCCUGGGUCAGUCAGUGGAACUGAACAUUGUAACUUGUGACUGAAAAUUCUUUCCGUUGAGGUCAAUGGAAUGAAGACUAAAUCGUCUUUAAACCUGAUUGCUGAGUGAAUUUCUGGGUAUGCCUGUUUAUGCUGUCGAUGAACAACAACAGAUUACUGGAGGUGUGUUUUAUGUAGUACUAGUAGAUUUUUUUAAUGCAGUUUUUACAAAAGAAUAAAAUUGUUUUUGACUUAUCAGUGGCUGUUAAUCAGAAUCAGGUUUAAUAUCACUGGAAUAUUUUGUGAGAUUUGUUGACUUUGCAGAAGCAGUACAAUGCAAUACAUAAUAAUAGAAAAACAUGGAUUACAGUGUGUGUGUAUAUAUAUAUAAAAUAUUAAAUUAAGUAGUGCAAAAACAGAAAUAAAAAGGUAGUGAGGCAGUGUUCAUGGAUUUAAUAUCCAUUCAGAAAUCGGAUGCAGAGGGGAAGAAGCUGUUCCUGAAUCGCUGAGUGUGAGCCUCCGGUCUCCUGUACCUCCUCCCUGAUGGUAGCAGUGAGAGAGGACAUGCCCUGCGGUGGGGGGUCCUCAAUGAUGGAUGCUGCCUUUUUGAAGCAUUGUUACUUGAAGAUGUCCUGGAUACUAUGCAGGCUCGUGCCCUCGGCAUCUUUGACAUAUUUCACCUCGUUUGCUACUGAUGUACACAUGGCAAAUAAACUCGAAUCCUGAAUCAACUGCCCCAUUUUCUAUCCUUUUCCAGUAGUCUAUUUCCUCUCAGGUGUCCAGGAAGCGCCCGCCCCUAAUCCUCCUCCCUCCAAACCAGGGAUAAUUUUCACCUGUCAAUCAAACUACCAACGGGAUGCAGAAGGAAAUCCGAGUUACCGAGGGGGGUAAAAGGACAAAACUGCAGGAGGACCUCAACGGGUCAGGCAGCAUCUUUGGAGGGAAAUGGACAGUCACCGUUACCUGGGGGAAAGGUCUAUGUAGUCACAGG
Messenger RNA from Mobula hypostoma (lesser devil ray), 3521 nucleotides. RefSeq lists its product as uncharacterized. The transcript is spliced from 11 exons. The record is from RefSeq and is a predicted model, not a curated record. Bases 97 to 1533 code for a protein of 478 amino acids. Gene Ontology annotation, biological process: negative regulation of gene expression, epigenetic; protein localization to heterochromatin; negative regulation of DNA-templated transcription. Gene Ontology annotation, cellular component: nucleoplasm. Lineage: Eukaryota; Metazoa; Chordata; Chondrichthyes; Myliobatiformes; Myliobatidae.